Anolis carolinensis (green anole) is the source of this 2078-nucleotide messenger RNA. RefSeq names its product RGP1 homolog, RAB6A GEF complex partner 1 (gene rgp1). The coding region runs from base 232 to 1446 and encodes 404 amino acids. The transcript is spliced from 8 exons. Gene Ontology annotation, cellular component: Ric1-Rgp1 guanyl-nucleotide exchange factor complex; Golgi membrane. NCBI's taxonomy places the organism in Eukaryota, Metazoa, Chordata, Lepidosauria, Squamata, Anolidae. The record is from RefSeq and is a predicted model, not a curated record. Gene Ontology annotation, biological process: retrograde transport, endosome to Golgi.
GGGCGUGCCUGUGGCUCCUCCUCCCGAGCGGCUCCGAAUGCAAAGGCAAAGCCGGCGGAGAGAACCGAGUGUUUCCGAAAGGGAAAAGUGGGCGGGGCAUCACUGGCUAUUUUUCCCGAGCAGACCCGAAGUGAAGCCGUGGGCGGGGCGUGCCUGUGUCUCCUUCCCCGAGUCCCUCCGAAGGCCUCCCGAGGAGGAGGAGGAAGAAGAGGGAGGCCUGUUGGAGGCGCGAUGAUCGAGGUGUCGGCGUGGCUGGUGCGGGGCGCGGUGUUCCUGGCCGGGGAGGCGCUGGAGUGCCUGGUCACCUUCCGCAACCCGCUCCCGCCCGACGCCACCUCCGCCUCCAGUGAAAUGCUGGCCUGGGCCAGCGCGCAGAUCCACUGCCAGUUCCACGUCAGCGAGAGCCGCGUGGCCAUGCCGCCCACGGAGGAGAGCCGCCACGACGUCCAGGCUGAGAACGAGACCGUCUUCGUCCCCAACAGAGGAGAGCGUGGCAAGUGCAUCGUCUCAACACCCCCAAAGAUCCUCUUCUGUGACCUGCGCCUGGAUCCGGGAGAGUCCAAAACCUACUCCUAUUAUGAGACGCUUCCUGUGGAUGGCCCUCCCUCUUUCCGCGGCCAGGCGGUCAAGUACGUCUACAAGCUGACCAUCGGCUGCCAGCGGGUCAACUCCCCCAUCAAGCUGCUGCGGGUGCCCUUCCGGGUGUUGGUGCUGCACGGGCUCAAGGACUACCGCUUCCCCCAGGAGACCGAUGCUGUAGCCACCGUGGCCCCCUCCAACCCGUUCCUGGAGGAGGAGGAAGGGGCCGCCAAGAAGGACUCCCGCCUCGCAGACCUGGCCACCGAGCUGCUCAUGGCCGCCACCUCCCGGCGCAGCCUUCACCUGUACAACAUCAGCAACUCCCGGGGCAAAGUGGGGACCUUCUGCAUCUUCAAGACGGUCUACAAGAUCGGGGAGGACGUGGUGGGGACCUUCAACUUCUCAGAAGGGGACGUCCCCUGUCUGCAGUACCUGGUCAGUCUGCAGACGGAGGAGCGCGUGCAGGAGGGCUUCCGCCGCCAGAAGGGCGCCCCCGCCUCCUUCAGCACCCACGCGCGGCACCAGGAGGCCUGCCUCCACACUGCCAGGACCAGCUUCAGCCUCCCCAUCCCGCUCUCCUCCCCUCCGGGGUUCAGCACCAAUGUCGUGUCCCUCAACUGGAGGCUGCACUUUGAGUUUGUGACUUCGCGAGAGGUGUCGGCGCCAGGAGAGUCGGCCCCCACCCGGACCCCCGAGGGACCCUCCUCACCCACUUCAUUGUCCUCUGAAGCCUCCAGCUGGACGGGGGAGGAGCAGGUGGAGGUGGACACGCUCAGCUGGGACCUGCCCAUCAACGUUCUGCCCACCAACCCGCUCCUGGCCUCCUACAUCUCCCAGCUGCCGAGCUCCAGCUCACUCACCCUCUGAGAUGGAGGUUCGGGUGAAGGAGAGGACGAACUCUGUGUGUGUGUAUCUGUGUGUGUGGACCCCCUCCUCACACACAGUGGUCAUUCAUUACUAUGUGAUUUGAUGCCCUUCUGGACUAAAGUGUGAUUAUCGUCCCCAUCCCUCUCAAGAAGUGGAGCCACUGGAGUAGCCAUGGGCAAACUUGGGCCCACCCUCCAGGUGUUUUGGACUUCCAACUCCCACCAUUCCUGGCCUCAGGCCCCUUCCUUUUCCCCCUCAGCCGCUUAAGCGGCUGAGGGGGAAAAGGAAGGGGCCUGAGGCCAGGAAUGGUGGGAGUUGGAAGUCCAAAACACCCAGUAGGAGGGCCAAAUUCUGCCCAUGCCUGCACUGGAGUGUGGCCAUUAGGCACAAUGGGGAGGGGUCUCCUCUCUGGAGCGCAAAGACUUUCUCCCAUGGAGAAGAAGACCCCCUUUUUUGGCAAAGGGGUCCCAUCGUGUCCUGCAGUGAGCUCUGGCUGACCCCAUAAUCAUCUCCCCAUGGAGUGGGCAGCUGCUCAGUUGCUCAAGGGACCCAGACUGGGGUGUGGGAAUCCCUUCUUUUCUGCUCUGCUUUCCUGUUUGUGCUUUUUACCAAUAAAGGAAUGCUGCUCCUGA